AUCACAAGCCAUCUCACUUUCUCUCUCUUCUGUACCUCCCACAUUCAAUUAACCCCUGCAUUUCAAACCUCCCCUCCUUCUCUACUCUCCACUAUAAAUACUCCUCUCCGUUUCUCUCAUCUCCCAACUCACAAGUCACAACCCCUCUUCUCCUUCUCUCUCCAAAGCUUGGACUUUGAAUCUCACUUUUUCUCUCUCUAAAACCCUCAAAAAUGGCUUCUUGUUGUUGUUCUUGCUCUUCUACCACCCAGUUGGUACUAUCACUCUUCUUAGUGGCCUCACUCUUCCAAGUUUCAUUUGCCUCUUCUAGGUUGUUCCAAGUCUCCUUGGCAACAAGGAAGCUCAGCGAGCUUGUUCAAGACCAGACCCAGCUCUUGAAAUACCACAACGGUCCUCUUCUCAACGGCAAAAUCGCCAUCAAUCUUAUCUGGUACGGCAACUUCAAGCCGGCCCAGAAAGCCAUUGUUUCCGAUUUCAUCACUUCUCUUUCUUCCUCCUCGCCGGCCAAGUCCAGCCAGCCUUCCGUCGCAACAUGGUGGAAGACCACCGAAAAGUACUACCAUCUCAGCUCCAAGAAGUCUUCUCUUUCCGUUGCCCUUGGGAAGCAGAUUUCCGACCAGAAGUACUCUCUCGGAAAGUCCCUAACCAACAAACAGAUUGUUAAACUGGCUUCUUUGGGCGACCAGAAGAACGCAAUCAAUGUCGUCUUGACUUCCGCUGAUGUCGCAGUCGACGGGUUCUGUAUGAACCGAUGCGGCUCCCACGGCUCAGCUUCCGGCGCAUCUCACAUCCGAGGCAAGAACUACAAGUUCGCUUAUAUUUGGGUCGGAAACUCCGAAAAACAGUGCCCUGGUCUCUGCGCCUGGCCUUUCCACCAGCCCAUCUACGGCCCACAGAGCCCGCCCCUCGUCGCACCCAACAACGACGUUGGCCUCGACGGCAUGGUGAUCAACUUGGCUAGCCUCUUGGCCGGAACAGCGACCAACCCUUUCGGAAAUGGGUACUUCCAGGGUCCGGCUGAGGCUCCAUUGGAGGCUGCUUCGGCUUGUCCUGGGAUUUAUGCUAAAGGGGCUUAUCCGGGUUACGCCGGAGACCUAUUGGUGGAUACUACAACUGGUGCGAGCUACAAUGCUCAUGGUGCUAAUGGAAGGAAGUAUUUGGUUCCUGCUCUGUUUGAUCCAUCCACCUCAACCUGUUCCACUUUGGUUUAGGAUGUAUUAUGAAGAUGAAAAUUAGUAGUAGUAAAGAUUCAUUGAUUUGUUUUAGUUCUUUGGGUUAUGCGGAUAUAAUAAUAUAAACAACUGCAAAUCGUUUUGAUAUGCAUCAGAAAA
Argentina anserina (silverweed cinquefoil) is the source of this 1331-nucleotide messenger RNA. Its product is annotated as protein PHOSPHATE-INDUCED 1-like. NCBI's taxonomy places the organism in Eukaryota, Viridiplantae, Streptophyta, Magnoliopsida, Rosales, Rosaceae. The coding region runs from base 213 to 1211 and encodes 332 amino acids. The record is from RefSeq and is a predicted model, not a curated record. The transcript has a single exon.